AUGAUUGUGCAUGGAAUUUUCAUGUUGGGGUCUUCUUUUGUAAAGUGUUGUAAAAUAAAAACUCUGACAUCAAUAUCACUGAGACAAAGUCAUUAUUGUCUUUUAGAAUCGACAAAAAGAGUAGUUGUCUUGGGAAAAACUGGAGCUGGGAAGAGCAGCCUGGUUAACACCAUUUUUGAAGAGACUGUGUUCAAGACAGACAGUUCAGCCAAAUCCGGUACGACAGAAUGCCAAGCAGAAAACAAAUGUGUCAAUGGCAGACGGAUUAUGUGGAUCGACACUCCUGGGUUCUUCGACACAGACAGAGCUCAGGAGGAGAUGAAGCCUGAAAUACUCAGGUGUAUCAUAGAGUGCGCUCCUGGGCCUCAUGUUUUUCUCAUCCUGCUUAAAGUGGAGAAAUUCACCAAGCACGAACAGGAAGUCAUUGACGAGAUACAAAAGUAUUUCUCAGAGGAGGCUUUAAAAUUUGCCAUAGUUGUCUUUUCUCAUGGCGACCAGCUCCCUGAGGAAAUGAAGAUCGAGGAGUUUGUCGAACAAUGUGAAUAUCUGAGGGACCUGGUGAAGAAGUGUGGAGGCCGGUGCCACGUCGUUGACAAUAAAUACUGGAAGACCAAAGAGCAGGAUGAAUACAGGGCCAACCAGUUCCAGGUGGAAGAGCUUCUUAAAACAAUAGAUAAACUUAUUGAAGAGAACAAAGGAGGCUGUUUUACCACUGAGAGGAUACAAGCAGCGGUAAGAGACAAACAACAAGAACAAGAGAACAUCAGACGAUCAUCUGCAAACAAGUCAACUAAGGAGAUCAUACACAUGGCUAAAACCGAAGUGUUGGCAAAGCAUAUGUUUAAAUUUGCAGAUGUUACAACAGGAGCACUGUUGGGAGCCUUUAUUGGUGGAGCAAUGAAAUUAAUGAGGCAAGGGACACCAACAGCAGCAUUGGUAGCAGGCGUAGCAAUAGGAACAGCUGCAGGAGUAUUAGCAGGGGUUGCUGCAACAAGUGGGGCAACAGCAGAGGAACCGACUUCACCUGGUGAUGCUGUGGAGAAAUAA
Molecule: messenger RNA, 1047 nt
Organism: Labrus bergylta (ballan wrasse)
Lineage: Eukaryota; Metazoa; Chordata; Actinopteri; Labriformes; Labridae
Source: RefSeq, a predicted model, not a curated record